AUGUCAGUUGAUGAAAAGGACAAAAUAAAACAACCAAAAGGAAAACCGUCGCGAUGGCAUACAAAAGAAUUUUACUUUUACUAUGUAUGUUUUUGCAUUGUCGUUCCUUACAUGUUUAAAGUCACAUUUAACCUGAGUCAAAAUAAUCACCCAAAUUAUCCAUUAUAUGCACCAUUAUUAUCAGAAGGAUGGAUACUAGGUCGUCAAGUAGACAAUAGUGACGCACAGUAUGCUCAGUUUAGAGACAAUAUACCCAAAUUGAUACCGCUUGUCAUUGUUCAUCUCUUAUUCAGUCAUCUGAACCGCCGACUUCUUCACUUUUCAUCUAUUCGAUUUACUUUAUUGCUGUCACUUGUAUGUGUUAUACUCUUACACGGUGCCAAUGUGAUCAAGAUGAUCAGCAUCAUCUCGACAAGUUUUCUUAUUGGGCGAUUCUGUAAAGGAACAGCAUGGAACCCCUUCUUGACUUGGACCUUCAACUUGGGCAUUCUAUUUCUCAAUGAAUAUUAUGACGGAUACAGAUUCAAGGCAAUCCUUGGACCAUCCUAUGAAUGGCUAGAUCAAUUCGAAGGAGUCCAGGCUAGAUGGCAUAUCCUAUUCAAGUUUGCCAUGCUACGAUUGAUUUCAUUCAACAUGGAUUAUUAUUGGGCCUGUCGCAGUGUAGAAAACAAGGAGAACGUUGAUCGCGGAGAGGCAAUAACAGAUAAAGAGCGCAUUCAGUUACCAUGGAAUGUCGACACGGAUUAUAGCUACUUCAACCUUUUAUCCUAUGUUCUAUAUACACCUUUACUCCUAUGUGGGCCCAUCAUCACAUACAACGAUUUUUUGUCUCAGUUUAAGGUCCCCUCUAAAAAUAUCGACAAACGUUAUAUACUUUUGUAUGCAAUUCGAUUGGUCAUUGUCAUCUUUGUGAUGGAACUCACACUUCACUUUUUAUAUGUCGUUGCUAUCAGUAAAGCCAAGGCAUGGAACGGCGAUUCUCCUUUAGAAUUGAGCAUGAUUGGUUAUUUCAAUCUAGUCAUCAUUUGGAUGAAGCUACUCAUUCCCUGGCGCUUCUUUCGUCUUUGGUCAUUAGCGGAUGGUAUCUGGGUUGAAGAGAACAUGGUACGAUGCAUGAGCAAUAAUUUUUCUGCACAGAGGUUUUGGAAAAGCUGGCACCGCACAUAUAAUCGCUGGACGAUUAGAUAUAUUUAUAUUCCCUUGGGUGGUUCAAAGUACAUUGCCUACAACAUGUGGCUCGUAUUUACCUUUGUUGCUCUCUGGCACGAUAUUGAACUCAAACUCUUGGCCUGGGGUUGGCUCAUUAGUCUGUUCUUGUUGCCUGAAAUUAUUGCGUCCAAGCUGUUUAGUGAAAAAAAGUAUGGAGACAAGCCUUAUUAUCGCUUUGUCUGUGGACUGGGUGCUGUAGGAAAUAUUUUGAUGAUGAUGAUUGCUAACCUUGUCGGAUUCUGUGUUGGUCUUGAUGGUGUGACAGAAAUGCUGACCAAGAUCUUUGGUACUGCCCAUGGUCUCUCAUUUCUUCUUGUGGUCUCUGCUUGCUUAUUUAUCGCGGUCCAAAUCAUGUUUGAAAUACGUGAAUCUGAAAAAAGAAGAGGUGAUCCCAAGUGGAAAAUGUAA
Messenger RNA from Rhizopus microsporus ATCC 52813, 1617 nucleotides. Its product is annotated as MBOAT-domain-containing protein. The record is from RefSeq and is a predicted model, not a curated record. Gene Ontology annotation, biological process: GPI anchor biosynthetic process. The transcript has 5 exons. Gene Ontology annotation, cellular component: endoplasmic reticulum. Lineage: Eukaryota; Fungi; Mucoromycota; Mucoromycetes; Mucorales; Rhizopodaceae. The coding region runs from base 1 to 1617 and encodes 538 amino acids.